Molecule: messenger RNA, 5497 nt
Organism: Athene cunicularia (burrowing owl)
Lineage: Eukaryota; Metazoa; Chordata; Aves; Strigiformes; Strigidae
Gene: SH3BGRL2
Product: SH3 domain binding glutamate rich protein like 2
Exons: 5
Coding region: 1-399 (132 amino acids)
Cellular component (GO): cytoplasm
Source: RefSeq, a predicted model, not a curated record
AUGAUCCUACCUGCUGGAGAAGUGGUAAUAUUUCUUUCCAUCACUGCACACCACCUUCCAGGGGAAAUUCACCUCAACCUCACCAGGCUAUCACUGCAGCUGAGCUUCUGGAAUCAGAUAAAGAAGAGGCAACAAGAUGUGGUGAGGUUUCUGGAAGCCAAUCGCAUAGAGUUUGAAGAAGUGGAUAUCACAAUGUCAGAGGAGAAAAGACAAUGGAUGUAUAAAAAUAUUCCUGAGGAUAGGCAGCCUGCACAAGGCAAUCCACUGCCACCACAGAUAUUCAGUGAUGAUCGGUACUGUGGAGUUUUUGAUGGCUUUUUUGAAUCAAAGGAAAGCAACACUGUUUUCUCCUUUCUUGGACUGAAACCUACUUUGGCAUCAAAGGAGUCAGAACCCUAGAAAGCCUAUCUGAAGUAUCGACAAGCACAUCUCCUGGAUGAACGACCCUGUUCUUCAGCACACAACAGCUUCCAUAAUGGAUCACUGUGAUAGAGCAAACAUGCAUCAUUAGUAGUAGUCUGCUUGCCAUGAGGCGGUGGUCUCCAAUAAUGUGGACUUAAUAACACAUAUAUGAAACAGGAUUAAGGCCGGGCUACUCAUCUUCCUUUUUAAAAAUACUCAUUGCUGGUGAUUUACUUUUGUCUUUGGAUGUUUUUUGCAACUGGCUCUGGUAUUCUAACAAACACAUAUGUUUGAGAAUAAGGAGUGAAAGUGAAGGGCUUCUGUCAUGCAUGGAUAUACUUACAUAGUCAGAUUCCUUACCUUUUUUAAUUCUUGCAGCUACUGUUAGUUGAAAUUAGCUCACCAUGAUAGUUAAAGUGCUGGUGGUUACUAGAAUGUUUAUGCUGGCUAUGAUCCAGAAGGUAAAAACCAUCAAUCUUAAAAUCUCAGUCUAAGCCAAUAACUGCCAUUUUUUUGAUGUACAUUUGUUUUUUUGUGCUGUUUUGCUUGAUCAUGUUUAUUGUAAGAGCCAUGGGCUGAUAACCUUGUUCAUGAAAACUUGAUUUGUCUAAUGAUGCACACUGCAAUUGACUGUUUAAAAACAGUUGUUACCAUGGAGGAGGUGCCAAAGUGAAAUAACAGAAUCACAGAAUCGUCACAGAAUACAGAAUCACAGAAUAAUGUUUUGACAUGGUUCCUGUUCCAAAUGCAGGUGAAAUGUGCAGGAAAACACUUGGUGGAAAAUAACUGAGUAGUUCAGAAGAAGAGGUUUCAUAGCUAAUGAUAAUACUAAGUUAUCUCUUAACCAAGAAAGGUUUAACACCCAAAGUCAGAACUCUGUAGUUGGACUGUCUUAAAAUGAAAUUUUGCCAAAACCUUGAGGUUUACCUUCCAUAACACACAGCUCCACCAUUAGCCACAUGAGAGACAGGGGAUACUUUGAGAGGCAGGGAUCAGUGCCAUGGAUGGUUAAACAGUCUACCGUGGUCCAAGAGCACACCUAACUUGCCCAGCUGUUGUCCUAGUUAUAACCCCAGGUGUGGAAAUGUGGAGGUGCCUCACAGACAGUGAGAAAGCUGAGUGUGUGCUUUGCUGGAUGAGGCCACAGUGGUCAGCUCAGCUGAGGAACAGGAGCCAAGUGAAGGAAGUGGAGAUUAUUCCAGUGGGACUGUAUUGAUGCACAUAGCAGAACUUAGGCUCGUCACUUGCCAAUAACCAUUACAAAAUGCAUUCUAGACAGAAGCUGAAUUACAUUAUGCAUUUUGAAUCAAGUCUGACUAUGAAAAUAACAACUACACUGUCAUGUGGCUUUUACUCAAGUGAUUUUAUAAUGACAGGGUAGUGCCAUUCCACUAAAUGUCCAUAUGUCUUUGGCUAAAUGGAAGACAAGCAUUAUGUGGGAAAGUUUCUUUGCAAUCACAGCGUCACUCAGACUGUGUGUCUUGAAGGAAGCAAAACUUGUAAAAAGUGUCAGGAAACAGCACUGUCUGUGCAACAGAUCACAUCUGUUUAAAUCAGUAACCAUGGUAUCCAAGACAUGUUAGUUGGAAGGGACACCUGGAGGUCAACUGGUCCAGCACUGUCAAAAUGAGGGGUAACACCAACGCUAGCUUGGAUCAGAUAUGGGUUUGUCUAGCAGAAUCUUAAAAAUAUCCAGAGAUGAAGAUCUCAUAACCUGUUAGGUAACCUGUGCCUGUGCUGCAGUAGUCUCCUGGCAAAAAAUUUCUUUUAAUGUCCAGCCUUAACUCCUAGGCUGUAAUUUGUGGCUGUUGCCUUUGCUGUGUUUUCUGACACUCAUUGGCACCAUCCUUUUUGUAAUUGCCCUCAAGAUAGUUGCAGGCUACCACUAGAACACCUCUUAGCCACCUUCUUACCAGAUCAUGCAAACCUGGCUUCCUCAACCUCUCUUCACAGGCUGUGUGCUUCAGGCCCCUGGCUGCUUUGCUUUGGUGGAUGACUAUGAUUUCCAGUUUGUCCACAUCCCUCUUGAAUUGGGAGGAGGUCCCAAAACAAUAUUUUGGAUGUGGCCUCACCAGUGCUGAAUGGAAUAAUAACUUUCCUCAGCCUGCAGGCCCCCACACUUCUUCUGAAGUAGUGCACUGCAUGCUUUCCCCUAUUUGCAGUGAGUACAUUGCUCACCUGGCAUUCACUAACAUCCCCAGGUCUCUUCAGCAGGGUAUUACUCUGUCAGUCGCUUCCCAGCCCAUACUGAUGCUUUGCCACCCUUAAGAGCAGAACUUUCUACUUUUUCUUAUCAAACUUCAUGAGGUUUCUGUUAGCCCAGUCCUUAAGGUUAUUGAGAUGCCACUGGACUGAAGCUCUGCCAGAUGUUACCAACCACUGAACCAGGUUCAGGUGUUGUUUACAAAUUUGCUGAGGGUGCACCCUACGUCAUCACCCAAGUCCCUGCUGAAGAUGCUGAACAGUAGAACUGUAGCCUCUCAGAUGCUGGACAGUAGCAUACUCAUGACUACAGAAGUAUGACAUGAACAAUGUUCGUGACUACUGUUUGCUGGAGUAAAGAGCAGGUUACCUUCCUAUCUGUGUUGUCUCAGCUACAAAUUGCUUACAGCCGUGUGGCUUUUCCCUCUAGUACAAAGCCAAGAAAUCUUUAAAAAUGGAGAUGUUGAAGGAGUCCAUCCAUAAAUCAGUUUCUCUUUGGAUCCUCUGGUGCCUCCUCAGCUCAGAUAAAGGGCUAGAUGGAGUAAGAGCACACACAGAUUUCAAGUCUAUGUUGUAUUUACUGGUCAAAACCUUAGCUACAGCACCUUCUCUAGAGGAAUCCUGAAUGGGAGUUGUUAACAUGCAUAUACAUAUAUGUGUAUACAUAUAUAUAUAUGUGCAUUUUUAAAACUUACGUUGUCUGUGGUAAGUUAUUGUGACAUUCUUUGUCAUUGAUCCCGUAUUUUCAUGAGACUUGAACCUCACUAUAGGAAGGGAAUGGGACGCGUGGUGGAGCUGCAUGUUGUUAACUUCACCAAAUUCAGUUUAACUAUUCCUAAAAAAAUUUUAAAUAUUUAACUUUGCAAAUGAAUAUGGAUAUAAAUUUAUAUAAUUAUGCAGUUGAUUAUAGAGAAGCCAUCCUGGAUUUAUCAUGUACUUGAUAUGUUGUAAACUUUGAGAACUCCCUGAAGUCCCAGUUUCUAAAAACCUACCUAAGUGUGUAAGUAUAUACACAUGAGUAAUCCUGGGUGAAAUCCCAGGUUUACUGAUGUUCUGAAAGGCACACUGAUUUCUCCAGGGAUGAAAUCAGUUUCACAAAACUCAUCUUGAAUUUUGGUAAUUGUAGAAUAGAAGCCUCCCAUUCAGUGGAGAGCUAGUGCUGUUACAGCUGUUAGGUAAACCUAGCUUAUUUCAGAGCAUGCAUGUGGACAUAAUUAGUUGUAUGGAGGACUACACUAGCUCCAAAGAUAUCCUGCUUGCUUGCAUGGAUUGGCAGUGUAAGUCCCUUAGAAUAUGUGCUUUUGAAUAAUAAGUGGCUAGGUUUUUUUAAAAAAAGCAUGUAUGUUGCUUGAGUAUAAAUUUGGUCUGUUGUGCAACAGCCUUAUUUUUGUAAUUAAAGCAAGUAGAGUUCUAGUUUGUUACACAAGGUGAUCCGGAAUUUUUUAAACCAGUUUUCUAAUAAUGGAAUGUAACUGUCGGGUAACUGAAAAGGUCUGUGGAAACUAGAGCCAUUUAUUGAAAGAAAUAGCAAAUUCUUAGUUCUGUUUCAAAUACUUGGAUACAAAGUAUCUUGAGAACCAAAUGAUCCCAAUCUUUAGCUAAUAGUUGUAACUACCCAACUUUUUAAAAGGGAGAGCAGUGUGAAUUAAACUGUAAAUCUUUGUACCUAGCUGAAGUUGCUGUGUGGGCUGACGUGCACCUGCACAUUCACUGUAUCAGUGGCUUUGAUAGAGGUGAUAUUAUUUGUGCCACACGCUACUGGAUAGUGCCUUGCUAGAAAGAGGACUGUUUCUGUAGGGUCUUCUUAGACAUGCUUAAACUUUGAACUGAGAAAAGGGUAGUUUCUAUAUUGCUAUUUUUUUAAUAAUGCAGUAAACUGAUUUUGAGGCCUGAGUCAAAAGACACAUGCUUUGGAAGGUUGAAACAGUUCUUAAUAAGUCUUCUGAACACGUGAUUUUUCAUAGUGUGGCUUUCUCUCUUUUUUUUUUUUUUUUUUUCUUGACUGUCUAGAAUCAAACCUUCCAAGGGAAGUGGACCUGGAGUAAAGCCCCUAAAUCCAUGAUUACACUUUAAAAUAACUGACUCAAGUGUUGAGCAGCCCAAGUGCUAUCACUGAAAUGAAGAGUUGCUACCAAGCUCUCAGUGGAUUUCUUGGUUGUCCCUCCCUGCCCUGUCCCUCUGUCAGGCCAUUUAUUUAGGGAGUCCCAAUUCAGGGAGUACUGUGAUUCAGAACACUGAGAUUUUAGGCAGUGCCUUGAGACACUUCACAGGAGUGCAAGAGUGGGGUCAUCACCAGGAAAGUGCCAAAUCCCAUUAGUCCACUGAUUUCACUAGAUCUUGGUGCGAGCAGUGGGAGGAGGAGGGAGCCCCACGUUUGUCCUGCACAGAGAGCGGGAGCAGAAGACAUGGUGUGGAAUGGCCAUGGCUUGUUGUUGGCAGCCUGAGCAGUGGUUCUAACGGGGCCCUUGGCUGGCAGCACCGUGUGCAAAACCACACAGUGCCACCCUCCACGGGACUCCAGUUGCAUCAUGGCCUAUCCUUCAUCCUCUUGCUUCCUGAGGAAUACGGGUGGGAAAAUGGAGAACAGCUUCUUGAGAGCAGUCCUUCAGCCAGGGCAGAUCCUGCUUACUCCCUUCUUCCUAUUCUUUACCUUUUCCUAAUGUGCUCUGUCCUGUCCUGUGUAGACCCACCUGCGUGCAAAGCUUCCACUCCCGGCCAUUUGUAACAUCCCUGUGAGGCUGCAAAUGCAGAGCUGGUGUUCACCUUCACCGCGUCAGUGUUUCGUAACUCAAUGGGAGAGGGAGCACGUUGCAUCCUAGGCUGUGUACACGUGGAGUUUUAAAUUAUAUAUUAAUACCGUGUUCAUCUAAUAAAAAGUAUAUUUCAAAAAAGA